Pyrenophora tritici-repentis Pt-1C-BFP is the source of this 2900-nucleotide messenger RNA. RefSeq names its product DUF1929 multi-domain protein. The record is from RefSeq and is a predicted model, not a curated record. NCBI's taxonomy places the organism in Eukaryota, Fungi, Ascomycota, Dothideomycetes, Pleosporales, Pleosporaceae.
AUGGCGCGCCGUCAAUCGUUGGGCUUACGGCUUUUGCUGUUGUCCCUGGUGUAUCAGGUCAGCGGACAAGGUACAACACCAAAGACAGGAUGGAACUCGGAGGGUUGCUAUGUUGAUUCCGUGGCGGGCCGGACGCUUUCGGUAGGCAUGGGGGUGACGGGUGGUAUGACCAACGCAAAGUGCAAGGACGCUUGUCGAGCAGCAGGGUACGUGCUUGCUGGCACCGAGUAUGCUGGAGAGUGUUUCUGCGACAACCAGUUCAGGAACAACGGCGGGCCUGCACCUGAUGGCGAAGUAGGUUGCAACAUGGCUUGUAACGGCAACCAGACGGAGAUGUGCGGUGGAUCCGACCGCUUGACCACCUUCAAGUUUUACACAGGUGGAGAAUCUACUGCAUCAUCUGCUGCACCAACAGUUGCCCCUUCGACUGCUGUAUCGACUGCAAACCCAAGUGUGCCUGCAACUAGCACCUCUGCCGCGCAGCCAGUAGCGACCGGACUUCCAAAAGGCUUCGAGUACAAGGGCUGCUAUGUCGACGGGCCCGGAUUCCGCAUUGUGAACUAUCAGCAACCUGACGACCAAGCCAUGACCAUCGCCUCGUGUGCUACCAAAUGUGCGGCUGCCGGAUACCAAAUCGCCGCCAUGGAAUACAGCUACCAAUGUUUUUGUGACAAUGCUGUCAGGAUGGGCGGCAAGCUCGCCGAGUCAGAGUCAGAUUGUAACACAAAGUGUGCAGGCGACCAAAGCCAGACAUGCGGAGGCCCCAACAGGAUGAGCAUCUGGUCAUCUCAGGAACCACUCAAGGUCAUCCAAGCUCCCAAGCCCGUAGCAAACGUGAGCGGUUGGGAGUACCAAGGUUGCAUCACUGACAACGUCAACGGUCAAUCCGUCUUUCCAUGGAAGCUAGUCAACCAAACUGCCAACUCUCCACAAUGGUGUCUGAGCCAAUGUCAAGCUUUCGGCUACAUGGCUGGAGGUAUGGAGUACGGUGAAGAAUGCUACUGUGGAGACCUCGAUGGUAUCGAGAAGACUGGAUCUCAAGUAGCGCCCGAAUCUGACUGCAACACUGCCUGCUCUGGCGACCCGGAAGCCCUCUGCGGCCAAGGUAAUCGACUGAGCUGGUACAAGUGGACAGCCGACCCGCUUUACGUCUUCGACUAUCCCAAAGGCAACGCCGCUGGACGAUAUGAAUUCCUCGUCGGCGGACCCAUCAUCCCGUUGAUCUCACAACCCGGCAUUAACGGCAAAAUCUCUUUCCUAGAGAAACACGGAACAGGAGAGCCAAACACGACUGGAGCUUAUGAAUUCGACCCUUCGAUUGGCGGAGACAUCUUCCAUGCUUUCCGCGAACUCCGCGGCAUUAAGACGGAUAUUUUCUGUGCGGCAGGACUGACUAUGCCGGAUCGAGCCGGUCGUCAAAUCAACAUUGGUGGAUGGUCGACAGAUUCCCUGUUUGGCGUUCGCAUUUACUGGCCCGACGGCUCAGCUGGAGUCAACGGUACAAACGACUGGCAGGAGGAUGUCAGCACUGUCAAGUUGCAGCGAGGUCGAUGGUACCCCACAGGCAUGGUCAUGGCCAACGGAUCGAUGCUCAUCGUCGGUGGAGAGGAUGGCUCAAAUGGACCCCCAGUACCGAACAUGGAGAUCUUGCCUACUGUCGGGCCUGUCUAUGAGGCACAGUACCUACGUGACACUGACCCUUACAACCUUUACCCAUACCUGGUCGUGCUUCCGUCUGGUGGUAUCUUUAUCCAGUACUACAACGAGGCGCGCAUCCUGGACGAAGUCACCUUGGAUACAGUCAAGGUCUUGCCCAAGGUCCCUUCGUCAAUCGUCGAUCCCACCGGAGGCCGCACGUACCCGCUUGAGGGUACCCAGGUCCUUAUGCCACAGUACUACCCCUACGAUGCACCUCUUGAGGUUCUCAUCUGCGGUGGUGCAGCCAGGCAGCCCGCCUGGGGCCUCGACAACUGCGUUAGUAUCGAACCAGACGCGCCAAACCCACAAUGGACUCUUGAACGCAUGCCAUCCAGGCGUGUCAUGUCGUGCAUGGCAACGCUUCCAGACGGAACUUUCCUGAUCCUCAACGGAGCUGAGAUCGGUGCGGCAGGCUUUGGUCUUGCAGACCAAUCCAACCUGAAUGCUGUCUUGUACGAUUCGAGGAAGCCGAAACACAAGCGCAUGAGCAUCAUGGCCAACACGACAAUUGCGCGCAUGUACCACUCUGAGGCUGUACUCAUGGACGACGGAAGGGUGCUUGUAUCUGGUUCCGAUCCGGAAGAUCAGGGUAAGCAUCCUCAGGAGCAUCGAUUGGAGGUCUUCCUUCCACCCUACAUUCUCUCUGGCGCACCGCAACCCACUUUCGACCUGCCCCAAAAUGACUGGAUUUGGGAGACAGACUAUUCUUUCACAAUUACAUCCGCUACCAGCGGCGCGAUCAAGGUCUCACUGCUCGGAUCCGAGUCUAGUACUCACGGAAGCUCCAUGGGAGCUCGCAUUCUGUUCCCAAGCUUCUCUUGUGCUGGAACAUCGUGCACCGUCAAGGCACCAAAGGGGCCUUAUGUCGCGCCGGUAGGAUGGUACCGUAUGUUUGUUUUGGAUGGACCAACGCCUUCGCACGCCAAGUGGAUCCGACUUGGUGGUGACCCAGCCGGGCUUGGAAACUGGCCCAACGCAGAAGCUUUCAAGCCAUUGCCCGGUGUGGGACCUGUAAACUCACCCAAGAAGACGACUAGGUCCGAGUCUGCUGUGCCUCGCAGCUUCUUCGGAUGAUGGGGAUUCCAUAAAUGUGUUGCAAUUUAAUGUCUAUUUGUUAAUCUAGUAGCUGAGGCACUCAUGAAGACGAGGAUAUAUAACUAUAUUCCCUCUCGAGGAACUUAAUGACAAGCGAUUCUUUACCA